Molecule: messenger RNA, 2503 nt
Organism: Branchiostoma belcheri (Belcher's lancelet)
Lineage: Eukaryota; Metazoa; Chordata; Leptocardii; Amphioxiformes; Branchiostomatidae
Product: serine/threonine-protein kinase Nek4-like
Exons: 14
Coding region: 384-2462 (692 amino acids)
Biological process (GO): protein phosphorylation
Molecular function (GO): protein kinase activity; ATP binding
Source: RefSeq, a predicted model, not a curated record
UGCGCGCGUCCACCAUGUUACAUUUCUGUGCGGAAACAUUCAAGUUUUACGAUUAGCAACUACAACUUUCCUCCCAUAGUGUGGACGUUGCACAGCGCGUUUCUUGCCCGUCACAGUUCUACAAACGAAGCCAGAAGGUCUAGGAGCCCGAGGGUCGUCGCCAGACUGCCAGUUGUAAUCGGAUAGUUCUCAGUUUACCUCCAAGCCGCAUGUAAACACCGGGUAUCGAGGAAGCUUCCAGCGUCCGAACUCCGGGUUUCCCCCGAUGAUUCAUACAUUCCUUUGUCUUUUAUGUCACAAAAAUAUGAUUUAGUCACAGUCAUCCGAAUUCCUAGAUGUUGAAAAGGGACUGUUGAUCGCAGACGUGACGAUUUGGUGCCGCAAUGGGGCUGGAAGAAUACCAGAAAGUUCAAGUUGUGGGGAAGGGGAGCUACGGAGAGGUAUGGCUGUCUCGACACCAGAAAGACAGAAAACAGUAUGUUUUGAAACGCAUGGACUUGCAGAAUGCAUCCAAACGUGAAAGGAAGGCAGCAGAACAGGAAGCGAAGCUCCUGUCCAAGCUUCGCCACCCCAACAUCGUGAACUACAAGGACUCGUUUGAGACGGAGGAGGGCAUGUUGUACAUCGCCAUGGGGUUCUGUGAGGGGGGGGACCUGUACACACGGCUGAAGAACCAGAAGGGGGUGCUGCUAGAGGAGGAACAGGUGGUGGAGUGGUUUGUGCAGAUCACUAUGGCACUGCAGUACCUACACGAGAGAAACAUCCUCCAUCGAGACUUGAAGACGCAGAACAUCUUCCUGACCAAGACUAAGAUUAUAAAGGUCGGUGACCUGGGGAUCGCCCGAGUGUUGGACAGCUCCAGUGACAUGGCCACGACUCUCAUCGGCACUCCUUACUACAUGAGCCCUGAACUCUUCUCCAACAAGCCAUACAAUCACAAGUCGGAUAUCUGGGCCCUAGGCUGCUGUGUGUAUGAGAUGGCCACCCUGAAACAUGCCUUCAAUGCCAAAGACAUGAACUCUCUUGUCUACAAAAUCCUCAGGGGAAAGAUGCCUUCCAUGCCUAAGAAGUACAGUACCGAGCUGUGUGACCUGAUUAAGCUGAUGCUGGCUCAGGACCCUGAGAAACGUCCCAGCUCCAAACGUGUGCUGAGGAACCCGUACAUCAAGACUCACAUCGCUCUGUUCCUGGAGGGGACAAGGAGAAUGCAGCGUCCUCGUUCCUCAGGCUCCCGUCCUGGCUCUGGGUCCCGCCAGGCUGUCCCCCCCUCCCCUCAGAAGUCGGACGCUCCAGAUGGACAGAUGAUGGGGUCCAUAGCAACUGUAUCCAAGGUGGACUUUGAAGUUGAUGUCCCGGACACCCCCGGUGUGGCCGUCAGCCCAGAUCUGGAGACCAUCGAGGAAAAGUCCCCUCCUCCCACGGAACAGAACGGCAAACAGGCUGCCAGAAAGACCCCAGUCCCCACCCCUGGUGAGGAGGAACCUUCAAAACACAAGCAGAGGAGGAGGAAGAAGAAAGACGCUGACUCGGAUUCUGUCAACAGCGUCGAUUCUGUCACAACCGACUCUUCAAGAUCAAGGUCAUCUGUAUUUGACAAGCCCAAACAGCCGCGCCCCUUGCCUCCCCGCCCCCACAGUGAUGAGACGCCCAAGCGCAGGCCCCGCUCAGGAGACAAGCCCGGCAAAGGUCUGAACGUGGAGUCCAGCUCAGGCUACAGCUCUGUCUCCAGCUCCAAGGAGGAUGCAGACACUCCAAGGCAAAGUAUCAACAAGUCGGCUCGAGCCAGAAGAAGAGAAAAGGUCAAGCAGGAAGUCCAACUCUCACCUUUAGUACACAACAGGAGAUCCUCAGGUGAAAGACCCAGGACAGGCGGCGACCGACCUAAAGACGAGACGGACUCAGUCGUAGCCCCGAGACGGCGGGCGCAUUCCGACAGCGGGGGGUCCGGAGACGGCAGGCCAUACUCAGCCGGGACGAAAAGCAGUCAGGACAGCUCGGAAGAGGAGGAUGAACUGGACUCACAGUCCUCCAACGAGGGAAAGAAAAAGAAGGAGUCUGAGAUGAACAACUUCAUCUGCCUGCUGGACACGACACUGAAGAUGCAGGAUGGGAAGGAUGAAGAGGAGGACUCCCCGAGGGACGGGGAGGAGCCACUUCCCAUGGAGGAGGUACCAACACCCCAGCCGCCCACACAGUCACCUGUAUCCUCCAUGAGUCCAGGGCUUGAGACCAUCAGUGCCUCCGGAAGACUGAUGAACAGAAUAGCGGCCCUGAGGAAGGACUGCAUCAAGGGGCUGGGCAUGGGUGUUCUGAAGAAGGCUUAUGACAUUCUGGACACAGUAGACGGAGACGAGGUUGAGCCCCAGCUGGUUGAACUGCUGGGUAAGGAAAAGUUCGACAUGUACGCUGGGAAGGUCUGGCAGCUAAAGUUCUGCGAGGACUCCAUGAUGGGACUGCUGUAGAACACCUCAAGGUCAACUUCUCAAUCCCACUUCUGACACCA